CUAGUGACAUUUUGAUGCCUUCAGAGAUAUGUUUAACUUCAACUUUUGUGUGCUUUGAACACUGAAAUCGAAAUGAAAAAAUAUAGUUUUAUGUGAUGCGUAUAAUAGGAAAUUAGGAUUACCUUUAGCUGGUAUUACUUGAAGAACGUGCAAUUUAUUGCAAUAGUAUUUCCAAUUGUUAAAUCUUGACACAGCUUUUUCUUCAGCUAUACGCAUCCUUAUCAAUCUUUAUAGAGGUUAGAACCAGGAGGUGAUAAAUUAAAAAGGCAUCAUGACUUCAAUCAUAAAGCUGCAUGCGGUAUCUGGAGCUAUGGAUGAAUCCCCACCAUGCUAUAUUUUACAGGUUGAUGAAUUACGAAUAUUGCUAGAUUGUGGUUGGGACGAAACCUUUGAUCAGGAUUUCAUAAAAGAAUUGAAAAGGCAUGUCAACCAGGUGGAUGCAGUGUUACUCUCAUAUCCAGAUCCACUGCAUUUAGGUGCACUGCCAUACCUAGUAGGGAAAUGUGGUUUAAGUUGCCCUAUAUAUGCAACUAUUCCUGUUUACAAAAUGGGACAAAUGUUCAUGUAUGACAUGUAUCAGUCUCGUCAUAAUAUGGAAGAUUUUGAUUUAUUUACUCUCGACGAUGUUGAUGCUGCAUUUGACAAAAUUGUGCAACUGAAGUAUAACCAAAGUAUCUCAAUGAAGGGUAAAGGUUAUGGUGUUACCUUAACACCUCUACCAGCAGGACACAUGAUAGGUGGAACUAUUUGGAAAAUUGUUAAAAUAGGAGAGGAAGAUAUAAUAUAUGCAGUGGACUUUAAUCACAAAAAGGAGAGACACCUCAAUGGUUGUGAACUGGAAAGGUUACAGAGGCCUUCGCUAUUGAUAACUGACGCGUUUAAUGCCACCUAUCAGCAAGCGCGACGUAGAACUAGAGAUGAAAAAUUGAUGACAAAUAUUCUACAAACACUACGAGGUGGAGGUAAUGUUCUUGUUGGUGUGGACACUGCUGGUAGAGUAUUGGAGUUAGCACACAUGUUAGACCAGCUAUGGCGCAAUAAAGAGUCUGGGUUACUGGCAUAUUCUCUGGCACUGCUCAAUAACGUUAGCUACAAUGUCGUUGAAUUUGCCAAGUCACAAAUAGAAUGGAUGAGCGACAAAUUGAUGAGGAGUUUCGAAGGAGCUAGAAACAAUCCGUUUCAGUUUAAGCAUUUGCAGCUUUGCCACAGUAUGGCUGAGUUAAAUCAGGUCCCUAGUCCGAAGGUUGUUUUAGCUAGUACUCCUGAUAUGGAGUGCGGUUUUUCACGAGAACUGUUCCUUCAAUGGUGCAGCAAUCCACAAAACAGUAUUAUAAUAACAAGUAGAACCUCUCCUGGAACAUUGGCCCGAGAUCUAGUUGAAAAGGGUGGAAAUAGAAAUAUUACAUUAGAAAUUAAAAAGCGUGUAAAACUGGAAGGUGCAGAAUUAGAAGAAUAUCAAAAGAAAGAGAAGAUUAAACAGGAGCAAAUCAAACAUGACCAAAUGGAAACAGCGGAUGUAAGCUCCGAAUCGGAAGAUGAGAUAGAAGUAGGAGGAACCAGGGGAAAACAUGACUUAUUAGUAAAGCAAGAAACUAAACCGGGCUUCUUCAAGCAGAAUAAAAAGCAGCACCCCAUGUUUCCCUUUGUUGAAGAAAAAAUAAAAAUAGAUGAAUAUGGUGAAAUAAUUAGACCAGAAGAUUAUAAAAUAGCAGAUGCUAUUCUGGAAGCAGAAGACAAUAAGGACCAUGUAGAAGUGAAACAAGAGGAUUCGGCACCACAUCCAGAAAUAGCAACAGAUAUUCCAACGAAAUGUAUUCAAGUUUCUCGCACUGUUACAGUAAAUGCGUCAAUCACCUAUAUAGAUUUUGAAGGUAGAUCAGACGGUGAAUCCUUGCAAAAGAUUCUGGCCCAAUUGAGACCACGACGAGUAGUUUUGGUUAGAGGUCUACCAAAGGAUACAGAAGUACUUGCGCAACAGGCCCGAAGUGCAGGUGCCAGGGUUUUUAUUCCAGGCAGAGGAGAAACAUUGGAUGCCACGACAGAAACGCACAUUUAUCAAGUUCGCUUAACGGACGCUCUAGUCAGUGGACUUAAUUUCUCGAAGGGAAGAGGAGAUACUGAAGUUGCCUGGGUAGACGCUAUGAUGACUGCACGAGAUCACAUUUGUCCAGAUGCUGUAUCUGACACUGAAACUACAGAUGAAAUUCAUGAAACGGAUCAAAUAUUAACAUUAGAACCCUUACCUCUCAAUGAAGUUCCUGGACAUCAAACAGCCUUCAUAAAUGAACUAAAGUUAUCAGACUUUAAACAAAUCUUAAACAAGAGUAAUAUUCCAUCGGAAUUUAGCGGAGGAGUUUUAUGGUGUUGUAAUAAUACCAUCGCCGUUAGAAGGCAUGAAGCUGGUAAAGUCGUUUUGGAAGGUUGUCUUUCUGAAGACUACUACAAAGUGCGGGAAUUAUUGUACGAACAGUAUGCGAUUGUAUAA
Cephus cinctus (wheat stem sawfly) is the source of this 2485-nucleotide messenger RNA. It is a transcript of the gene CPSF2, whose product is annotated as probable cleavage and polyadenylation specificity factor subunit 2. The coding region runs from base 272 to 2485 and encodes 737 amino acids. Lineage: Eukaryota; Metazoa; Arthropoda; Insecta; Hymenoptera; Cephidae. Gene Ontology annotation, cellular component: mRNA cleavage and polyadenylation specificity factor complex. Gene Ontology annotation, molecular function: RNA binding. The transcript is spliced from 11 exons. The record is from RefSeq and is a predicted model, not a curated record. Gene Ontology annotation, biological process: mRNA 3'-end processing by stem-loop binding and cleavage.